Molecule: messenger RNA, 4769 nt
Organism: Homalodisca vitripennis (glassy-winged sharpshooter)
Lineage: Eukaryota; Metazoa; Arthropoda; Insecta; Hemiptera; Cicadellidae
Gene: mahj
Product: protein mahjong
Exons: 29
Coding region: 168-4667 (1499 amino acids)
Biological process (GO): protein ubiquitination
Cellular component (GO): nucleus; Cul4-RING E3 ubiquitin ligase complex
Molecular function (GO): protein binding
Source: RefSeq, a predicted model, not a curated record
CUGAGCAGACCUACUGCCAUAAGAAAUUGAGGAAGUCGGUGUGGUUUAGUGAAGUGUUGUAAUUUGUGAAGAAGUCGGCAGGUUUUAGUUCUGAUAAUUUUGACAACCAAGGAAUAACUUGCAGAAGAAUUGUUUUAACCGAAUACUUUUAAUUUUCAUCUAAUAUCAUGGCACCUACAAUAAAUGACUCGAACAAUGAAACGGUAGAUGUCCAAGCACUUCUGCGGCAAUGGGAGGAGGAGCACCAUGCAGCAAAUUACGAUCCAGUUCCUCUUCUUACAAAGUUGGCAGAGUUAAUAGAAAUUGAAACUGAUAAUUAUAACAAAAUGGAUCCAGACCCAUUUGAUGAAAGACAUCCGAGUCGAGCUGACCCCAACUGUGCGUUGGGCCACAUGCUCAAAGUCCUCUUUCGCAAAGACAGUUUCAUGAACAAGCUGGUAAAUGACUACCUCAGAGAGAACUACUACUCUAGACUUGGUAUCACAGGCCGGGAUGUGAACAAGCUAAAUGUGACAGCCUGUAGACUCAUGAUUGACCUAUUACCAGGUCUAGAAACAUCAGCAGUUUUUGAAAGUCCAGCGAAUGAUGCACUUGUCCAAAGACUGUUCUCAUGGGCAGAGAAAUCAUCGGAGCCCCUGCAGACAUACGCAACUGGUCUAUUGGCAGCGGCCAUGGACGUUCAGGACAUUGCAGCUGGAUUUAGAGAACAAAAUGGAAAACUGGUACCACUUAUGUUAGAGAGGCUCCAUGGCUUACAAUUAGAAGCAAAUAAAGAGAGGCAUCAUAACUCCAGCAGACCAUUCGCUCACCUAAACAACUUGGAAAAUGGCGUCGUUCAUACGUCUGAGAAUACUCCAAAGAAAAAAAAUUCUGCAAAUAACCAAAAUAAAAUAUUUAAAAAUUGCCUCUCACCACCGCCUCCUGAUGAGAUAUCCAGAAGUGUUCAUGAGACCCCGCCCAAGAUGAAUGGACCGAAGAGACCUGUAGAACCAGAAACACGGCGCAAGAGUGUGGAGAAUUCAUGGGAUCCAGUUAGUCCGGUACGAGCCAGUCUCAUGUCUCCUCCUCUCCCUCGUCCUUCUCCCUUCCACGUCUCUGACUGCAGCAACUCAUCCUGGGCAGAGCUUGAGCCCUUCGUCAUUGGAAACGUCCAGAUGUUCCCUCCAACCCUCGCUACCAGACAAUACUUCAUAUUGAAGUAUCUAACACCAAUGGGGGAGUAUCAAGAAUUUCUUAGCCACGUUUUUGAAAAAAAUGCAUUAGAGCUUAUCCUACAAAUCAUGAAUCUUCGAGAAUCCAGAAAUUCAAGAUUAUCAUUUGAAGCUCUGAAGUAUUUAGCUUCCCUUCUGUGUCACAAGAAAUUCUCCAUAGAAUUUAUCAACAUGCAAGGCCUUCAGAGACUACUGGAGGUGCCGAGACCCAGUAUUGCCGCUACCGGAGUGUCCAUAUGUCUCUAUUACCUGGCGUAUUGUGAAGAUGCCUUGGAGCGAGUGUGUUUGCUGCCCCAUCAUAUCUUAGCGGAUCUAGUGAGCUAUGCAUUAUGGUUGUUGGAGUGCUCUCAUGAUUCUGGCCGAUGUCACGCAACAAUGUUUUUUGGAUUCUCCUUCCAGUUUCGAAUAAUUUUAGAAGAAUUUGAUGUUCAAGAUGGCUUGAGAAAAUUGUAUAAUGUUAUGAGUACGCUGCCAAUACUAGCGGUCGAGGACGAUGCAGCUCUCAAUGAGGACGAGGAGUGUUCAGCACGACAAAUAGUGAGACAUGUCUGUGUCGCACUCAAGCGCUAUCUGGAGGCUCACCUGCAUAUCAAGGCUGAGUAUGUCCGGCGAGUCCACAUGAGAGAGAAUGCUAGCGAGACAUCGCACAUGAAGAUACCCGCCACCCUACCCAGCUACAAGGCUUUCAAAAGUAGCCCUGAAGAUGUUCAGGAGCAAAUAAACACCUUAUUGGAGCUGAUGUCGUUCAGAGCUCAGUGGACCCCUGUAGACGAACUGAUGCGUCUGGGCGGUAUAACGUUACUUCUUCAAGUCAUUGCUUUUGCCUAUGAGUGGAACUAUUCUGGCAGAGCGGAGACUGUACGCAGCGCGCUGGAAGUGUUGUGCAUAUGUGCUGUGAUGCCUCGUGUACAACUGCACUUGUGUGAGAGAGUGGAUUUGCCAGAUGAAGCGAUGACGGUGGGCCUGAAUGUUAUCCUGGGUGCAGCUGAGGGGGAGAUUGUGCAAGAUCCAGAUGUCCAGCGGGCUGCACUUAGUGUGCUUAUCACUUGUGUCUGUGCGCCCAUUCAUCGGGUUGGAGGAAUGAUUGGCAAGUUUUCUUCAACUGGAUCAGUGAAAAAACGAACUCAAAAUAUCCGCAGCAGCGAAGAAGUCAUUGAGAAAAUGUGGGACUGUGUUCGCUCCAACAAUGGCAUUAUGGUUCUGUUGACAUUAAUGAUGGUGAAGACUCCUAUCACAGAUGCAGACUCUAUCAGGGGCUUGGCUUGCCGUGCUCUGGUCGGGCUGGCUCGCAGUGAGACUGUCAGGCAGAUUAUCAGCAAGUUGCCUUUAUUCAGUAAUGGUCAGCUCCAAAGCUUAAUGAGGGAUCCGAUAUUACAAGAUAAACGUCAAGAACAUGUAAUUUUCCAAAAAUAUGCGUUAGAACUUCUCGAGAGAGUCUCUGGUAAAAGUAAGCCAAAUGGAAAUGAGCUUGAAGUUUCUCUGCAAAACAUACAUCGGGCUAAUGUAAUUGCACAAACACACAUCCAAUUCAAUGAGAAGCAACUGUUCCAACUGAUACAACAACACCUGCUGAGCCAUGGGAUGGUAGAAUCUGCUGCAGCACUGCAGGCAGAAGCAAACCUUCCUGCUCUGAAACCCCCCACCAACACCCCUGUCCCGGCACCAUUCAGUUACAAACAGUACAAUACCACUCCAGUCAGAAAUAGAUCAUCAUUGAUGAGCCCCCAUCCCCUGCAGAAAGUGGUGAUGGCUAGCAGUCAGACGUCAGACUUGGCAUCCCCUUCUACCAGUCCCCUGGGAGCAGGCUACAGUGUGCGAGGUGGAGCCUCUACUCCUUUAACGUCCGGUCCCAUUCGGCUAAAUCUCUCCAACAGAAAGACAGACAGCAGAGUGGUGCCAAAUGCUUGUCGGUCCCUACAGAAGCAGAUAUGUUGUGACAACCAGCCUUUGCCGUCAGCACCUGGCACCUUACCUUUCCUGAAGGAGUGUCAUGUGACUCUCGACUCAAUCAUCACAGAGUACCUCACCAACCAGCACGCACUGUGCAAGAAUCCAAUGGUCACAUGCCCUCAGUUCAACCUGUUUGUGCCUCACAAGUGUCCUGAUCCCAAGCCGAGGAAUGCUAUACCUGCUAACUUCGCCAUGAGACUGAUGAGAGGCACGCCGUCUCGGAGGUUAAACAACCGUCUUGUACAUUCUAGGUUCUGCCCUGUGAAGACGUUUCGAUUGGGUGAAGAUGAUGGCUUUUUUACAUGCUGUGAAUUUAUUGGUAAAGACAGACAACUUAUUGUUGGAACGCACCAAGGAGAAAUCAAGAUUUUCAACUUACAUUCAGGAUCUGAAGAAGCGACAUUCCAGUGCCACGAAUCGUACAUUUCAAGGCUAGAAAGUAAUAAAGAUGGAACAUUGCUUCUUUCUUCAUCAACCUGGAGGAGACCUCUUUCAGCUUUGUGGAGUGUAAAUAGUUUAUUUGAACAGAAAUUUGCGAUGGAUGAAGAAGAACAUGUGGAAUUCAGUAAACUAGCUCAAGAUCGUGUUAUUGGAACAAAAAGUGAACAUGCUACUGUGUAUGACAUAGCCACUGGAAAGAAACUGUUUACAUUAACGCCAACACUGUCCAAUCAGUAUACAAAAAAUCGAGCCACCUUCAAUCCAACUGAUGAAUUAAUAUUGUCAGAUGGUGUAUUGUGGGAUGUUUCUUCAGGGAAACAAAUCCACAAAUUCGACAAGCUGAAUCAAACACUCAGUGGUGUAUUUCAUCCUAAUGGCCUUGAGGUGGUGUCUAACACAGAAGUGUGGGAUCUGAGGACAUUCCAUCUAUUGCGUACUGUGCCUUCCCUAGAGAGGUGCGAGGUGCUGUUUAACACCUUUGGUACCAUUCUCUACGCCAUCUCAAUGGAGCAAGAGAUGGAAGAGGAUACCUCUCAUGAGUCUUCCUUCAAAACACUGGAUGCUAGUGAUUAUGCCAAUAUAGCUACAAUUGAUGUAAAAAAGAACAUCUAUGAUCUGGCCAUCAACCGUAUCGACACUCAGAUAGCAAUAGUUGAGAAUCAAGGGAUGUUCGACAGUGUGCAAGAAUCCAUCAUUAGACUCUACGAUGUGGGCAGAAGACGAGACGAUGAGGACGAAGUAGAGGAUGAAGAAGAUGAUGAAGAAAUGGGCAGCGAUGGCUCAGAUAUGGACAACAGUGAUGAUCCAGAUGUUACUGAGGAGAACGGACCAAAUUUACAGAACUUAAUUGAUGAGCUUGUACGCGAAGAAGAACAGAGUCUAGAAAAUGGAGGUGCAGCAGGAGGAGGUGAGGAGGGAAGUAACAAUGAGGAAGACAGUGCAGCAUCAUCAGAGGACAAUGAUGAUGACGACGAUAGUGACAGUGAUGAUAUUGAAGCCAUAGACAUGAAUCUUUCUGAUGAAAGUGACUCAUCGGGGGAAAGUGAUGAUGACCUUUCUUCAUAGUGGAACAUUGUAAAUAUAUCAAUGAAAACUAAGGGCACUAAGUUUAACUUGGGCACACUGUAUCAUUUUUACUGUAUAAUACAUUUUUUAAGUAAUUUUAAA